Salvelinus namaycush (lake trout) is the source of this 1842-nucleotide messenger RNA. RefSeq names its product PEX5-related protein-like. The transcript has 13 exons. The record is from RefSeq and is a predicted model, not a curated record. NCBI's taxonomy places the organism in Eukaryota, Metazoa, Chordata, Actinopteri, Salmoniformes, Salmonidae. Gene Ontology annotation, cellular component: cytosol; peroxisomal membrane. Bases 1 to 1842 code for a protein of 613 amino acids. Gene Ontology annotation, molecular function: protein binding. Gene Ontology annotation, biological process: protein import into peroxisome matrix, docking.
AUGCCAUCCCGGGUACUCUCCAAAUACAACCGCUGCACCAUCGAGAGCUUCCUGUCCGUUUGCAUCACGGCCUGGUAUGGGAAUUUCUUUGUCCACAACCACAAGGCCCAGUACAUCACUGAAGACGGCCCACUGGUGAGUGAGCAACAAGAGAGCCGCCCCCUGCUAAGCCCCUCCAUCGACGACUUCCUCUGUGAGACCAAGUGCGAUGGAGCUGCCCGCCCAGUGACUUCAAACACAGCAGUUCUGACCUCCACAUUGGACCUAUUGGACCUCAGCGAGCCCGGAGAGAGAAUGAACAGCAAGCAGGACAAGAAGAGCCCUCUGUCGUCGUUGCAUGGGGAAGGGCCCAAGAACGGGCCUCACCGAAAGAAGACAACAGAUGAGACCGAGCUGAUCCGGGUGGCUGUGGAACAGACUGCCCCCAGCUCACACACUCCCGAUAGAGGGUCACUAGACUCAGUCAUCAUUGCCUCUCCUUUGGAGAAAUGGGAGGAGCUCAGCCUCCACCCUGAGAGAAACGGCAGCAGAAAGUGGAAAUUGGAAAGACAACGUUCGUCGAGAAACUCCUCCAGCGAACAUCUGUGGUCCAUAGACUGCAAAACACAACCAGAGGCAACCUCCAUGAACUCAUUGGAAGGGAAUACCAAAGCAGAGGCAGAGCCAGCUCUAGCAUUUCAAGGCCAUUUGAGUAAAGAGCGGUUCGAUGGCGGUGCCCUCCUGUCCAGAAACCAGUCCCUGGAGGAAGAGUUUGAGCGCGCCAAGGCGGCUGUCGAGUCAGACACAGAGUUCUGGGACAAGAUGCAGGCAGAGUGGGAGGAGCUAGCACGACGGAACUGGUUAACGGAGAACGAGCAGGCCCAGACCCCCUCCAGUGUGUUGCCUCACGAGAAGGGCUACUACUUUCACACGGACAACCCCUACAAGGACUGGCCCAACGCAUUUGAGGAGGGGUUUCGAAAGUCCAAAGAGGGAGACCUGCCCAACGCUGUCCUGUUACUGGAGGGGGCCAUUUUACAGGAUCCCCAGGACUCCGAGGCUUGGCAAGUGUUGGGGACCACCCAGGCCGAGAAUGAGAACGAGCAGGCUGCUAUUGUCUCCCUCCAGAGGUGUCUAGAGCUCCACCCCAACAACCUCCAGGCCCUCAUGGCCCUGGCAGUGAGCCUGACCAACACGGGCAUGAGGCAGGAUGCCUGCGAGGCGCUGCUGUGCUGGCUCCGCCACAACUCCAAGUACAAGCACCUGCUGAAGGGCAAGAGACACCUGGCGGGCUCCCCGGGCUCCCAACGUAGGAUGUCUCGUGUCUCUACUGUGGGCAGCUCCAUAUUGCCGGAGGUCAAGGAGUUGUUCCUGGAGGCUGCCCAGCACAACAGGGAUACUGACCCGGACCUGCAGACGGGCCUGGGCGUGCUGUUCAACAUCAGCGCUGAGUUCAACAAAGCUGUGGAGGCCUUCAAUGCUGCCCUGUCGGUGCGGCCAGAGGACUACCUGCUGUGGAACCGCCUGGGUGCCACGCUGGCUAACGGGGACCGCAGCGAGGAGGCAGUGGAAGCCUACACCAGAGCCCUGGAGCUCCAGCCGGGCUUCAUUAGGUCCCGCUACAACCUGGGCAUCAGCUGCAUCAACCUGGGAGCGCACAGGGAGGCGGCCAGUAACUUCCUAACGGCCCUGAGUCUGCAGAGGAAGAGCCGGAGUCGGCAGCUCUCGCACCAGGUCAUGUCGGGGAACAUCUGGGCCGCCCUGCGGAUAGCCCUCUCCAUGAUGGACCAGCCAGAGCUCUUCCAGGCGGCCAACAUCGGAGACCUAGACCUACUCAUGAAAGCCUUCAACCUGGACAUGUGA